AUGGCGGUGGUGGUGCCGUCAGCGGCGCACUCCUCGUCCGUUCUCGCUCGCCGCCAGUCAGCGGAGCGGUCAAGAGCGACGGUCCGGUGGUGGCUGUCCCACGCGCGGUGCCUUCCGUCUGGUCAUGCGUCAUCCUGUAGUCGACCUGGUCACAGCAGGAGCACCCAUCGAGUCGUUGUCGCCGUCACCGUCGUCAUCAUCGUCGUCGUCUUCGUCGCGCUGUCGAACCGCGAACGCGACGCACCAGCGAGUCCUGGAACGAAGGUCGCCGGCACCGCAGCCGGCUCGGACGACUCCCGACGCCGGUCGUCGGCGAGCGAACGCGCGCGAGCGGCAGACUGGCGCGGUGGAGUUGAUGAAGCAGCGGAUCUCCUCAUACGUCGCGCUUUGCGCCCGGUUCAUUCGCACCUCGCACGCGCCACGGCGAACCCCGCGUCCCUCGCAGAGGACUGUGUGUUAUCGUCGUCGCACCGUCGCGCCGCGCCGAGCCGGCCGUCCCGUAGCGACUCUCGUGCCGCCGACGUUCGCCGGCGUCUGCAAGCACGCGACUCUCGCACCCUGAGAGAAAGAGACGUCGCCGUAGCGGGAGGACCGAGCGGUGCGCGCGGCCUGCCGCAACUCAAGCCUAUCGCCGCACGACCCCGCCAGAAGCGAGUCAGUGCUACUCCCGAUUUCCGCGCGAGAGCCGCUCUCGUCGGGGACGUUACCCGCGCGUAUCGGUUUUCUGUCCCUCUCUCUUUCUUUUUUUUUCUUUCUCUCUUUCUCUCUCUCUUUCUUUUUUCUCUCUUUUUCUUUUCUCUCCCCCUCUCUCCCUCUCUCUCUCUCUCUCUCUCUCUCUCUCUCUCUCUCUCUCUCUCUCGCUCGCUCGCUGUCUCUCUAGCUCUCGCCGCUCCGCCGUCGAUCCGUCGCGGCUCGUCUCCGUCAGUCCGCGCCAAUGACUCGUCACCUCGACGAGACGCAGUGCCGCGAAGAACCGCGCCACGACGAUCUUCCAGCGACGGCCGGAGCUCGUGAAAGUGCGGCGACCGAGUGCCGGUGGUGGCAAGGAUAAUCGAGAAGGGAUGAUCCCGGAAGCCUAGUGGGGAGACUAGUCCCUGUCUCUCUUUCUCAAAAGUGAAGUCCCCGUGGAUGUGACUCGUUGCGUGGUGAAGCACGCUCUCGCGACUGGCCGCGUAAGUGACACGCGUCGGACACUCCGCGGUGCCCUUGCGCGCGAUUCACCGGCUGGCUCCCCUUCCGUGUGUGCCACGCUCGCUCGAACUCGCGCGGUACCGUCACCGGGACUACCCCGACGGCGCAGCGAAGGAACACGCGGUCACUCCACGCUGGCAUGGUUACGUAAACGCGCGGCAAAGGUCGUUGCGCUGCACCGCUGGAUCGACCAGAAGUCCAUUUUCUCGCGGGAGGAAGUGACGGCGCCAACGGUUGCCGCUUCUUUGUCCCGGUAGAAACCGGAGAAGAAGGAAAGAAACGUCGAGGGAAAACCGCGCGAGUGCACCGGACCGCCCGCGAACGGAGUGCCUCGCCGACGAGUCCUUGGCCGACGUCUCGGCGAGAGGACGCUCCGUGUGGCCGGCGGAGGUAUCGCUGAAGGAUCCUCACGACUGCCGCAAUUCGACGUCGAUAAUGACAACGUUGGUGAGCAGCACUUAGCGCAAUCUCGCGUUAUCCGUCAUCUCCGGGCGCCGUGUGCCAACGACACCGCGUCGGACGUCGCAGCGAUCGCCAUUAUCGCCAGAUAGAAGAAGAUAUCGCAGAUAUCCGAGAAAGAGAUAACGCGAUCGCUACGACUCGUGAUUCUCGGCUAGCAGAGUCGUGGGAGGACGACGUCGACAACAACAAUAAUAACAGCAACAACAACAACAACACAAUCGGCUCAUCUCGCCGUCGCAGCAGCCUGUGCAAAGGGACGCAAGGACCGGACGGCAGCUCCGGGACGCGAUCGGAAGGAAGUAACAUACAACAACGUCCAGCCUGUCGAUCGACUCGCCGGGACCGUCGUAUAUCUCGGCGGUAAUGCGCGCAAAUUACGCGUCUCGCGCCUCUCUCUCAGCACGAGGGCAGCGCGACCAGAGGGACGAGGCGCAGCAGCGAGGAGCGCGUUUAUACACUCGAGGAUAAUUCGCCCGUGUUGCGCUUCUUUUACCUGCCCGCCUGCCCGGCUACGAUCGCGCCGUCCUCUUGUUACCCGCUUGAGGAACGAGCGCUUCGUGACUUGGACGCGGAAUCUCCACUCGCGCUCAGCAGCCGCAGGCCGCGGCGUGUCAAGUGCGGCCAGGCAGGAGAAAUCGGGAGAGAAGUCGCAGGAUUCACCGCGGCAGUCACGUGUUGUUGUCGCAACAUUCGGCACUGUCUCACGUGCCGUCGCGCGAGGAGGCGCCCCUCUCGCGUCCUCGGAGGUGCGUCACGGCGACCGGCGUGCACCCCGCGGAUGGUCAUUUGCGAUUUCCUCGGCAAGUCGCGGCGAACGCCAGCGAGAAUUGCACGCGAGAAGGCCGACGCGGAGCUGGCAAGCGGAGAAGCGCGCGCGAGAGAGAGAGAGAGAGAGAGAGCCCUAUGACUGAGAGUGGCCCGCGACAUUGAGCGAGAGACAUUCGGCGAAAGUUGCCGGCGAGUUCAAGGCGAACGGACACCAACCCGUCGGCCAAGCCGUCUGAUGAAUUUCUCGCGACACGAGCGCGCAUUCCUCGCCUCGGGGACAUGAAACGUCCUGUACCGUUAGCGCGCGCCGCGGCGCUUUAGAACGAGAGGAUCCAUUUGCCGCGAGAUCUCUCGCGGACGAACUGCGUCGACAAUCGCCGGCCGAUUCACUCCCGUGCGACGACUCGCUCAUUCCCGCGAACGAAUACUCCUGCGGACGCUUGCACGCGCCCGCGCGCGCGCACGCGCGCGCCAGCGCGCUCGCGACUCUCGUUGGACGUCGAAGGAGGUCAAAGUUCGCGCCCCGUGGAGCGCGUGGAUUCGAGGAUUCGAACGGACCAGGCGACUUGCGGAUCUACAGCCACGAUUGUGCCCGUGUGAUUGCUUCAUCCUGAUCGGCGCGGUAGCCAUGUCAUCGCCGGUUCGGCACGGCGGAUCACGAGAAAUCGGCAUCGAGCCGGGAGAGAAGAGCCAUCAUCGUCGGCAUCACGGUGCGCUUAAGGCCGAGUGACGUCGACAGCCGGAGAAAUCGGUAAUCGAAGGAUCGAUACAGGCAGAUCGAUCCACCAAAUCGCAACCGACGGCCUCCUUGCUGGCCCGGCCAGCUACUAUGCGAAUUGAAGCUCUCAGCACCCUCGU
Messenger RNA from Harpegnathos saltator (Jerdon's jumping ant), 3279 nucleotides. RefSeq lists its product as uncharacterized. The record is from RefSeq and is a predicted model, not a curated record. Bases 1 to 1014 code for a protein of 337 amino acids. The transcript has 3 exons. NCBI's taxonomy places the organism in Eukaryota, Metazoa, Arthropoda, Insecta, Hymenoptera, Formicidae.